This is a messenger RNA of Penicillium mononematosum, 498 nucleotides long. RefSeq lists its product as uncharacterized. Lineage: Eukaryota; Fungi; Ascomycota; Eurotiomycetes; Eurotiales; Aspergillaceae. The transcript is spliced from 4 exons. The coding region runs from base 1 to 498 and encodes 165 amino acids. The record is from RefSeq and is a predicted model, not a curated record.
AUGCAGUCAACACCUAACAGGCCCAGCAAGAUUCCUCGACCGGGGACAAUGUCACCCCGAGCCAGUCAAGGAAGCAAAAGCUCGGGCAGUGGGAGCUUCCAAGAGAACAAAAGCCCUCGGUCACCGCAAUCACCGGUCCAAGCUCCUACACCUGCCCCUAUCCAUGAUGAGAUCCCACUUGUCUCUGGGUUGACAAAAGGACUCGAGGACUGCAACUGGGAACAACUCCAGGGGAAAUAUGCCGAUGCAAUGGAGGAACAUGGCCGAGUAGAAGAGAAUCUUCGUGUUGAAACGGCCAAGCUCCUUGAGGUUUUCAUGGCAUGGUCUCAAACUACCGUUUCGCAAGACGAGAACAGGGCUUUGAAGAGGUUCAAGACCCAAAUGCAGCACGUCCAAAAUUCCGAAGUCAAUGUGGAAAACAAAAAGAAGCAUUAUGUGGAAGUAGUAAAGGCUUUCCAAAAUGCUCUCGCCCUGUUAAACGGUCAAAUGAAGAUUUAA